UUUAUAAAAAAAAAAAAGAAAAAAAAAAGAAAAAAAAAAAAGAAAAAUAAAAUCAAUGAUGGUUGGUCAAAAGAGAUUCAUCAAUUUGAAAUUAACUUCCGAGAUUAUUGAAAAGCUGACAAAACAAAAAUCAGUUUUUAUUGAAGCUUCAAAUCAGGGAGAACUGGAGCUUGUUAUGAAAGAUGUAAGAAUUAAGAUUAAUGAGAAUAAAGAAGAAAAGAAUGCGACUGCUAUUUAUUAUAACAACAAUUCAAGUACACUUCAUUAUCUUGGUAAUGCUAUUCCUACAACUGUCGAAAAAGUACAAAUUAAAAAGUUAGAAAAUGUAAAACGUAAAGAUAAUAUACCCAAUGUAACAAAACCAUCACCAUUAAUAAAAGCAAAAUCAAAUGUACCAUCUACACCUUCACGUGCAUCGCAAAAACAAUCUUUUCCAGAAGAAAAAUAUAGUUUAAGGAUGCGUAUCUUGCAACGUUUGGCUUUACAUCCUUGGUCUAUUAAUGAACUUGUCAAAUCACUUAAUCGGACACAACAUGAAAAAUGUGAUCAAUUAGAGAUAACAGAUAUCCUUGAAAAAGUUGGAAUUCCUAUUAAAAAAGAUGAAAGAAAAAAAUUUUGCUUAAAGCCAAAUUUGUACAAAGAAAUUAAAAUAUGGGAUUGGCCAUUUUAUAAUAAUACAGAUAAACAUACAGUAGCAGAUAAUACAAAAGAAGCUUAUGAUUUAUUAAAAAUAUCAGAUUCUGACCCUGAUCGAUCUAAUCUAUAUCAUCCUGAUUCAAAGUACCAACCAAAGAAGCCAUCUCCUGUCAUCAUUAGGAAUCAUACCCCACAAGAUAAUAAAAGUAAAGGGAGAAUGACGCCCAGCUUUCAUCCACUUAAUGCAUCACCUGUAUUCACAUCAACUACAAUCGAUCCUCAAACGAAGCCAAAUCAUAGUAUAAAAAGAAAACGUUCACCUUCACCUGCUCCUUUACAAAAUAAGAAGCCUACUCUAAAGACAUUACCUCAAGAAAUGAAACAAAAAAUUGAAGAAGAAAUAAAUAAUUCAAAGAUAAAAGUAGAAGAAAGGAAUCAAUUUCCUAUAGAAAGAAAUUUAUCCAUAUCAUCUACUUCCUCUUCAUCCACAAUAACAGCUAAUAAAGUAGUAGUAGUAGUAGCAGCAGCAGCAGCAGCAACAACAUCAGCAGCAACACCAGCAACAACAGCUCUAAUACCUAAUAGUAUAAAACCAAUCAAAAUCCCUAGCCAACGAGCAUUUAGUGCAUACUGUACUAAAUAUGAAAUAGUUCGUGAUGAAUAUAAUAGAAUUAAGCAAUACCUUAUUGAAAAUUAUCCAGAUUAUAUAAAAAUUCUUCAGAAUACUGAUCAGCCUACUGGAUCAAAACGAUCUUAUCAUGAUCUUAAAGCAGAAUAUCAAACUCUUAUUAAAGAAAAGUUCUUGAAGGAUGCUAAAGAAGAGAGAUUUAUAGAAACAGAGAAUUUAGUGGAAGAAUGUAAUAGAAAGAGAAGAAGAUUAAAUUAUAUGUGGACGACUAUAAAGCAAAAUAUUGGGGAUCAUCGCUAUAAGAUACUUUUAUAAAUGAUAAUAAACAUGACUCAAGAAUCUCGGAAUACUCUUCUCUGGUCAUGGAUAUUAUUCACUCUUAUUUUUGACUAUUCAGUAGAUAAUAAUGCAGCAACAAGAAGCUGUAAACUCCGUCAGUGAAGCAGCAGAUAACUUGACUUGUCCCUGCAUAUUAUUUGGAUUUCCUCUUUCUCCCUUUAUUCACAUAUUAAAUGCAUAAUAUAAACGAAAUCAUUUAAUGAUCUCACACACACACACACACACACACACUUUCUCCCCUUUUUCUCUCUCUCUCUAUCGUCUUCGUUAUUAUAUAUAUUUCAUUUAAACUAAUAAUUAUAUUAAAUACAACUAUUUUUAUUAA
Messenger RNA from Cokeromyces recurvatus, 1928 nucleotides. RefSeq lists its product as uncharacterized. Lineage: Eukaryota; Fungi; Mucoromycota; Mucoromycetes; Mucorales; Mucoraceae. The transcript is spliced from 6 exons. The record is from RefSeq and is a predicted model, not a curated record. Gene Ontology annotation, cellular component: transcription elongation factor complex. Bases 56 to 1579 code for a protein of 507 amino acids. Gene Ontology annotation, biological process: transcription elongation by RNA polymerase II.